AGGUAUUUAUGACUGUCAUAAACCUAACCCCAGGCCAACGUCAUGACAAUGUUAAAUAGGGAUAGCUGGAAACAUAGAUGUCUUCCAUUUCACAUGAAAGGCCUACCGGUAUUUAGAAUAAUAGAAGCCUUUCUGCAAAUUGAUCAGACCUCGAGCUAAAUCAUAAAACACAGCUGGGGAAGAGCGUGAUGAGAUGUACAUGUUGACACUUAUUACAGAUUAUUUGAAGAUGGCAGAAUAUGGAGCUCAGAAAAUCCAACUGUCUUCAGACGAGGGGAGAAAACCAGAAACAGUUUGGCUGCGGGUAGCUGGAGGAGAAUUCAUUAGGAAUUCACACACACCUCAGUCAACAGCAUGAUUACAGCACUGAGACUCACCAGCCCCCUGCAGAGACAGAUAGGACAGAGGGACUUUAGAUCUGACUAUGACCUGGACUAUGAGUGCUAUCAGGAGGACCUCUAUGACAGGAUGUAUGACUACCAGCGUGUGCCAGCUUCCCUACCUCCCCUGUCCCAGGGACCUAGCCUGGCCAAACGACCCCGCUCCUCCUCCACUUCCUCUGGGCACAGACGCAGCCGAGACAGGCCCCCCUCCAAGAGCUCCAGAGCCCACUCCACCAGCUCCAACAGGGCCAAGUUGAGAAUGGAGGAGCUGCAGGUCAUUAAGAGGGAGCUGACUCUGAUAAAGACACAGAUUGACGGGCUGCUUGACAACCUGGACAGGAUGGACACACAGAGGCAGGACCACACAGGGUCUCCCGUGAGGGAGGGCAGCCUGGCCGGGUCACCGUACUCCCCCUCCGCCAGCAGUGGUGAGCGCUCACCCUCCCCCCUGUCCCCCCCACGCCGCUGCAUCCAGAGAGAGAGCCCCGAACUGGGGGAGGCCAGCGACGAUGAUCCCACGGUAACUGGCUUGAUGUCUGUGUGUGGAGAAUCUCUGAAUAUGAAUAACCACAGCUCUGACCCUGAGGACGAGAUGUGAGGAUGGAAACAGAGAAGAAACGGAGGAGCGCCAGACAUAGAGGAAGAGAACAUCUGUCUCGUCAAGAAGUUGCCAUGCCAACAACUGAUUCAGAGGCCCCACUCCUGUCUAACCAACCAGUUACAUUUUAUUCUACAUCCACAUAUACAUCAAACAGAAAUACACUACUACACACUACUACACACACCACUUUGUGUUCAGAGUUAGCCUCUUUAGGUUCUAAAUCAUCUAUUCCUCCUCUCUCUGUCUGGUAACGGCAGAUAUUGUAUGUGUGAACAGCACACACAUACAGACACACAGGCACACACACACACACACACACUGUAAUUACAGUUUAUCAGAAAUCAACUCCAUGUAUCUCCCUUGGCUAUUCCCCACUGAGAUCAGCUCACCACACACACACACACACACACACACACACACACACACACACACAUUUUAUCUGUAGAGUGUAAUUAUUAACCAGAACAGGAAGGUGAAAUCAUUUCCAUAUUUAUAAUUUUCUUACGCUCUUUUUAGCACGUCUUCAUAUUUUCCUGAAAAACAUUCUGAUUACAAAUCCGUAUAAAUUUUACCUGCAUAUUGAGAGACUGGGUUUUUUGAAAUGAGCAUACUAUAGAUGUCACAAUCAUAGUUUUUCAGUGACUUGAGUUACUUUGUUUUAUGUAUAUCAUAUCACUACCAGAGCAUGAGUUCAUCAGUUUAUACUUGUCCAUCAGUUAAAAUCCCCCGUAUGUCUGUGUAAUGUUAUCUCCCUGCUGUACCUGCCUGUAUUAGGUACGAGGAGACAGUAGCCCAUCUCUUCCUCUAUGUACCUGGCGCUAUGAGCUGAGGAGAGGCCCCAGCCCGGUCCAUGUGUAAUAUUGUGUAUUACUGUAAAACUUUACUGUAUUAGGUCAGCUGUACGAUUUUAAUCCAUCAUUUUGUUUUAGGGUUUUUUAUUUGUUAAUGUUUUUUAAAGCGAGAAGAAAACAACAAUGUUAAUUGUUUUAUUAUAAUUCUAGUGGUGUUAGAUGUUUUGUUAGUUCUGUUUGCAUUCAUGAAGAAGCCAAGUGGAAACACUACUCACACUGUCACAGUAGUAAAGGUAUUUUCAUAUUGAUUAAAAA
Messenger RNA from Oncorhynchus mykiss (rainbow trout), 2090 nucleotides. Its product is annotated as RNA-binding Raly-like protein. The record is from RefSeq and is a predicted model, not a curated record. Gene Ontology annotation, cellular component: nucleus. Gene Ontology annotation, molecular function: RNA binding. Lineage: Eukaryota; Metazoa; Chordata; Actinopteri; Salmoniformes; Salmonidae.